Molecule: messenger RNA, 3129 nt
Organism: Xyrauchen texanus (razorback sucker)
Lineage: Eukaryota; Metazoa; Chordata; Actinopteri; Cypriniformes; Catostomidae
Product: T-box transcription factor TBX18-like
Exons: 8
Coding region: 227-1852 (541 amino acids)
Biological process (GO): somitogenesis; regulation of transcription by RNA polymerase II; cell fate specification
Cellular component (GO): nucleus
Molecular function (GO): RNA polymerase II cis-regulatory region sequence-specific DNA binding; DNA-binding transcription factor activity, RNA polymerase II-specific
Source: RefSeq, a predicted model, not a curated record
UUGACACACCGAAGAGACUGUUUCUAAGACUGUUGCUUCCUUUUCAGUGGAUUUGGCCGUGCAUGCUUUGUUGUGUCACCAGCUCGUGGUGAUCAUUAGCUACUGAAGCGGACUAUUCUGACUAAAGGAUUACCAGAUUAAGUGCUGUUGUUGCAAAUGCACUUCUGGUGAACUACUCUCUCUCUUAAGAAACAUCUCGGCCAAUCUCUCUCCUCGGUUUGAGAUCAUGUCUGAGAAACGACGUUCUCCGUGUACUAUGAGCCUCAAAGCGCACGCAUUUUCGGUGGAAGCGCUCAUUGGCACGGAGAAAAAAAGAAAGCUGGAGGAGGACGACGAAAACUGUUUUGAGGAGAUAAACGAGGUGUCGAACCUGACAGAAAGUCCGCAACCCCGAGCUGAGGGAACUUGCCCUAGCACCAGGAUUUGCGAGAUAGACUGUGCAAGCGACGAAUCCCCUGGGUCUGAGGACGUGUUGUUGGAUAGCCCACAGUCUGCAUCCCAGGGCGCACAAUCAGGCACGAGCUCCGGAGAGGAGAUGCGCGUGGACCUGCAGGGCUCAGAUUUAUGGAAGCGAUUCCACGAGAUAGGAACGGAAAUGAUCAUCACCAAAGCCGGCAGACGAAUGUUUCCCGCGAUGCGUGUUAAGAUUGCUGGACUGGAUCCUCAUCAACAAUAUUAUAUCGCAAUGGAUAUUGUUCCUGUGGACAACAAACGGUACAGGUACGUCUACCACAGCUCAAAGUGGAUGGUGGCGGGCAAUGCCGAUUCUCCAGUCCCGCCACGUGUCUACAUUCAUCCCGAUUCGCCUGCUUCCGGUGAGACCUGGAUGCGUCAAGUUAUAAGCUUCGACAAACUCAAACUGACCAAUAACGAACUCGACGACCAAGGCCAUAUCAUUCUGCACUCCAUGCACAAGUACCAGCCCCGUGUCCAUGUCAUCCGUAAGGAGUGCGGUGAAGAACUCUCACCCGUUAAGGCGGUUCCCACUGGGGACGGUGUCAAAGCAUUCUCUUUUCCCGAAACUGUCUUCACAACGGUGACUGCAUACCAAAACCAACAGAUAACAAGACUGAAAAUCGACCGGAAUCCAUUUGCAAAAGGGUUCAGAGACUCGGGAAGAAACAGGAUGGGAUUAGAGGCUCUGGUAGAGUCGUAUGCGUUCUGGCGACCCUCGCUGAGAACUCUGACAUUUGAGGACAUUCCUGGAAUCACUAAACAAGGUGCAGCUGGCGUGGUGGGGUCCUCAGCACACACGCAUCUGUUUUCAUCAUCCUCAUGCUCUUCCCCUACAUUCCAUCUGGGUUCUGGGGUGGGGCCAGUGUGCGAUUACUCUACCUGCAGUCGAACAAGUCACCCACUCCAUCGCUAUGCCCCACCGCUUUCGGCAGACUCCUAUAGUCGAUUGGCUAGCCCUGCAGCAGAUGUGUUUUCCACCCCCCGAAGCUCCACUUAUGUCAGUGGGACUGAAGCUGAGGCUUUCUCCUGCACCCAGACUGGCCUGCCAAUCCAGAUUCACACCAUGCCAAGCACAACCACACAGCUGCAGUACCUAAUGCCCGGCCAUACUCAUAAUGCAUUUUCCUCUAAUCAGAGCACACCAGGAUCCUACAAUGGGUUCCGCCUGCACAGUCCAUAUGGUCUCUAUGGUUACAACUUCUCCACUUCUCCUCGGUUGGCCACCAGCCCUGAAAAAGUAGCUGCCACACAAAGUUCAUUUCUUGGCUCCUCCCCUAGUGGGACACUGACAGACAGGCAGGUUCUAUCCACUGGGGAUGGUCUGCACAUGCUCAGUAGUAGUCAGCAGAAUCUGUUUGACUCACGGACUUUGGGGCUGACAAGCUCAUCCUCCUAGGUAACUGUCAACAUGGCUUGAUUGGUGACCAAAAAACUUUGACGCUCUGCAACAGAGUUCAUAGGCAAAUGGACAGAACUCUGUUGAGAAUGUGUUCUUUGAGCAUAACCCCUGAAAUUGCUAAGUAAAUGGUUUUGGGACUAGCCAAUAGCAUACAGUAAUUUAUAACCUUUUGGAUAUCAAAAAGAGGGAGAGAGAUACUGCUAAGUGAGAGACUUAAACGAAAUGAGAGAAACCUGCAGUCUCAAUUAUUCCAUAAAUGACAGCUGAAGAACAUUGAGGAUAUUUUAAUAGACAUUAUGUCUUAAAAAGUCAUUCUGAUGAAGCAGCACCGACCAUUAUUGGACAUCAGGGUAUUGAAGUGCCUGAAGAAUCACAUGGGAAACCCAGAAACACCAAACACUUACACUACAAACACACACCGUUCCUUGGCACAAACCGGACAUCUGGAUCAUGGUUCAAUGAGACCGGUGAAUUGAACUGAUGGUAGGAGUGUGGGGAGUUUAACUGUGAUUGUUGUGAGGCUGGACUCUUCAGCUCCUUUAUAUGGCAAUAAGUUUGGUACUUAAGGGAGUGUAAGAAUUGCCGAGUGAAAAAACGAAAAGAAUGCUGAAUAAAAUCAGUUGUUAAAUUCCAAGGUACUGUUCCAGUUUUGGUUGAAAUGACAGUGGUCACUAUAUAUUGCUAGGGGACAAUCAGCAGGUAACUACUCAAUUUUUGAGCAUUCAGCGUCUUUAGCAGGUAAUGUUGUUUAAUUUGACACUGGAUUAGGGUUGGAAAAAGGAAAUGUGGCCUAGUGUUUACAAAAUCUCUCCCAGUUAAAGGUUUUUUUUGGAUCAGCACUGCUGUCUUGUGCCUUGGAACAGACUGGGCAGAAGGAAAUCUGAUCCAAGAUGAUAAUUCUCACACUUUAUAAAUAUAACCAUUGGCAUUCUUCAGAAGGAUUAUAGUUCUGCCAUGAGAUACAUGCUGAUUCCAGGUCCACACUCUUACUCUACAUGAUCCAAGGACUGAAUAGAACACUUUGUUUCUGUUUUUGUUCCAGACAUGUUAGAUUUUGCUAUGCAUGUCUUUUUAAUGUAAUUCUUCACAUGUAUGGGGAAUAUGAAUAAUAUUGAUACUGUGUAAAGUUUUCACUUGCACUUAUGUAAAAUACUUGCUUUUUAAAAGUUGGGCUUUGCCAGAGUGGCAACAACAGACAUUUCCUUCAUUUUUGACUCUUGUUGGCCUGGGAAUAAGAAUAUUUUGAGCCAAAUAAAAUAUACCUAGUAGGCUAU